Molecule: messenger RNA, 1900 nt
Organism: Phyllostomus discolor (pale spear-nosed bat)
Lineage: Eukaryota; Metazoa; Chordata; Mammalia; Chiroptera; Phyllostomidae
Gene: DNMT3L
Product: DNA methyltransferase 3 like
Biological process (GO): negative regulation of transcription by RNA polymerase II
Cellular component (GO): nucleus
Molecular function (GO): DNA binding; DNA (cytosine-5-)-methyltransferase activity, acting on CpG substrates; enzyme activator activity
Source: RefSeq, a predicted model, not a curated record
AUGGCCGUCUAUAGCCGUAGAACCCGGAGCCUGGAUUUCCUGGACAGCGUGGACCCUCACCCAGCUGAGCAGCUGGGAGAGGGGCUGUGCCAGCCACCCGGGGACCAGCCGCCCUGCGAACUCGAAGCUGAGGGGCCGUUUUUCUCCCUCUGCCUGUGUGUGUCCCCUCUCCUGGGUGGUGUCCACGUGGCAGCUGCCCCGGUCCUGGACCCGGACGCCGAGUGCAGCAAGGACGUCAUCCUGGUGGGGUCCAGCGAGCCAUCGUCCUCCCCUGCACCAGGGCCCCAAAGAGAUCAGAUUGCCUAUGAAGUCAGGGUUAACCAGCGAGCCAUAGAAGACGUGUGCCUCUGCUGCGGGAGCCUCCAGGUGCACACGCAGCACCCCCUGUUCGCGGGAGGGAUGUGCGCCCCGUGCAAGAACAAGUUCCUAGACUGCCUCUUCCUGUAUGACGACGACGGGUACCAGUCCUACUGCUCCAUUUGCUGCUCAGGGGAGACUCUGCUCAUCUGUGAAAACCCCGACUGCACCCGGUGCUACUGCUUUGAGUGCGUGGAUGUGCUGGUGGGCCCCGGGACCUCGGAGAGAGUCCACGCCACGAGCAACUGGGUGUGCUUCCUGUGCCUGCCCUCCUCCCGAGACGGGCUGCUGCAGCGCAGGAGGAAGUGGUGGGAGCGCCUGAAGGCCUUCUACGACCAGGAGGCGGACAGCCCCCUCGAGAUGCACGCAACUGUGCCGGCGUGGAAGAGAGAGCCGGUCCGGGUGCUGUCCCUUUUCGGGAAGAUAGGGAACGAGCUGAUGAGUUUGGGCUUUCUGGAAACGGUUUCUGGCUUGGGAAACCUUAGACAUCUGAGUGAUGUUACUGACGUCGUGAGGAGGAACGUGGAAGAGUGGGGCCCGUUUGACCUCGUGUACGGCAGCACACCCCGCCUCGGCCAGACCUGCAACCGUCCUCCCGGGUGGUUCGUGUACCAGUUCCACCGCAUCCUGCAAUACGCGAAGCCCCGGCUCUGCAGCCCGCGGCCCUUCUUCUGGAUGUUCGUGGACAACCUGGUGCUGACCAAGGACGACCACACUGCAGCCACGCGCUUCCUGGAGACGGACCCCGUGACCAUCCAGGAGUUCUGUGGCAGGACCGUCCGGAACGCCGUGCACGUGUGGAGCAACAUCCCGGCCGUGCGCAGCAGGCAUUCGGCCCUGCUUCCCCAAGACGAGGCGUCCCUGCGGGCUCCAGACCGGCAGAGAGCAAGGUCCUCCAUCCCGGGGCCCACCGGGCUGGUGAAGAAUUGUUUUCUGCCCCUGAAAGAAUAUUUCAAGUUUUUUUCAACAGAACUCACUUCCUCUUUGUAAAUGACUCAUUAGGCUGUGGCGAGGGAAAAAAAAAAAGGAUUUUUCUUAGAACAGAUAUCUUUCCUGAUAUUGUCUCAUUUUUUCCUCUUCGAAUUGUUAUUUGAUUUGCUUGACUCUGGAUUUGCUGCGGCCGUGUCUCUGGAGAUGCAGCCCCCACCCUGCACGCCCACUGGAGGGAGGGGGCGGAGCGUCUGGCAUCUCACCAGGGACAACAUCCUGAAGGUCGGCGUACCCAGUGUGCCACCCGAGCAGUUAACAAUGCAUUCAUCAUGCGAGUUCCUGGUCAUUCUCAGCGUAUUGAUGCAUAAGCCCAGGCUCCCUUUCAUCCCGCAGGGCGCGGGGGUGUGGGGGAGGGCCACGAACAGGACCCACUUCCUAAGCGCCCACCGCACAUGUUCCACAGCGCGCAGGAUGGCGCUGCCACGUGACGGCCAUUCCCCAUGAAGUUGAAAACCAUGAGCUCUGAUGACGGCCACACAGAACAUCACAGACCUUUGCAAAGUCCAGAAUUCCGAGCGUGGCGAGCAGGGGGAGCAGGGACCGAGUGCGCAGC